Nematolebias whitei (Rio pearlfish) is the source of this 783-nucleotide messenger RNA. It is a transcript of the gene nicn1, whose product is annotated as nicolin 1. Gene Ontology annotation, cellular component: nucleoplasm. The record is from RefSeq and is a predicted model, not a curated record. The coding region runs from base 1 to 657 and encodes 218 amino acids. Lineage: Eukaryota; Metazoa; Chordata; Actinopteri; Cyprinodontiformes; Rivulidae. The transcript has 6 exons.
AUGAGUGGAAGCGCUGACGGCAGGCAGCCUGUGGCCUCCACGGUCAAAGCUCCGGUCUUUCUGAGGAUCGGAGACUCCACGACGGAACCGACUCCGUCUGGAGUCUGUGUGCUGGAUGUCACCCUGCCUUUGGGAAAACCCGUCAACGUGGAGGAGAUGAGCUUUAAGAACUACUACACGGCCUACCUGACGGUGCGUUUGUUGAGAAGGAGCCCCGAGCACAACGGCCUCGCAAAGUGGUGCACGGCUGUGAGAGACCUGCCUCUGAUGGACAACCCCCACACCGAGGGGGGGUCCCAGGACUACUACUCCAUUCACAGGACCCAGAUGCAGGUGAAGCCGGACCACGUGGUGACGCUGAGACUGAUCCUGAGACAGCCGUCCUCUGCUUGGCUCACCUUCAGCCUGGAGGACAUCAGAAUUUUCCCCCACACGGAGCCGCUCACGGAGCCAGAAAAGAACGUUUCUGAUUGGCUGUCGGAGCUGGUCCUGCUGGAUAAACAGCCCCAUGUGGAGGGCCUCCCAGACCCGCAGACGGUGUCUUCCAGCAUCCAGCAGAUGUGGGCUCUGACGGAGGUGAUGCAGACCAACCAGACCACAGCCUCCAUCGGGCGCUUUGACGUGGAUGGAUGCUACGACAUCCAGUCCCUGACCUGACGUGGAUCUUUGUGAGCGUGGCAGCCUCCACCAGUCCCUUCAUCAGUUUCCAUUCUCCACCAGUCCCUUCAUCAGUUUCCAGCCUCCACCAGUCCCUUCAUCAGUUUCCAGCCUCCACCAGUCCCU